Messenger RNA from Struthio camelus australis, 4008 nucleotides. Lineage: Eukaryota; Metazoa; Chordata; Aves; Struthioniformes; Struthionidae. The record is from RefSeq and is a predicted model, not a curated record.
GCCCGGGGGUGACCGUGCCCCCACACUUGCCCUCCGCCCAGGGAGAAGUCUGCAACAUGAUCAACAAGAAGUACAACGAGUUCCUGCCCAGCAUGCAGAGCGCCGAGGAGCUGGUGUCCCAGGUGGACGGGCUGUCCAGCAACAUCGACCUGCUGAGAGCGGGCAUUGAAAACGAGGUUCAGCGAGAUCUAAACGUUGCCGUUGCUGAAUUUACCGAAUUGAAGCAGCAGUUGGAGCGAGACACGCUGGUUCUGAGUAUUCUGAAAAAACUACAAGAGUUUGAUACAGCUAUUAAAGAGUAUAACACUGCACUGCUGGAAAAGAAGUAUGUUGCAGCAGCUCAACAACUGGAAAAGGCACGAAGCAACCUGAAAAUGCUGGAAUCCCGCAAGGGCUUCGAGCUGAAGAUCCUGAAAGCGCUCAGCACAGAGCUCACAGUUCAGACACAGAAUAUGCUCUAUCAUCUAGGAGAGGAGUGGCAGAAGUUGACUGUGUGGAAGCUUCCUCCUUCAAAAGAAAGCAGCAGCCUGGAGUCAGUGAUGCAGUCAGAACUGCACUUAUGCACAGUACCGUCAAAAGAGGAGGAGAUUGCUGGCCCACCUGUUGCCUCUGUGCUGCAGGCAUUUGCUGUCUUAGGAGAACUGCACACCAAGCUUAAAACUUUUGGCCAGUUGUUGCUGAAACUCAUCCUCAAGCCACUGAUUUCUUACCCAUCUCUUCGGCCAUUGGUAGAGGAACAGUCAGAUGUGGUCAUCCUGCGUUUUAAAUCUGAGGAGCCUAACUUGGACCAUUCCUCUCCUGUGGAGGUUUUUGACAAGACUAAACUGGUUCUAGAAGUUCUUCACAAAUAUCUGCUGAAUGUGCCUCUUGAGGAGUGUGUGGAAGACAAAAAGGAGUGCAAAGUUACGCUGUCAGAACUACUGGGUGACAUGAUAUGGGAAGAGUUAUCUGACUGCCUCAUUCGGAACUGUCUGGUGAAUUCAAUUCCGACCAAUAGCAGCAAACUAGAGGAGUAUGUAGAGGUGAUUAAAUCCACAGAGGAAUUUGAAAAAGCCUUGAAGAGCAUGCAGUUUUUGAAAGGAGACACAACAGACUUACUGAAGUACGCCCGUAAUGUCAAUUCCCACUUUGCUAACAAGAAAUGCCAGGAUGUUAUUGUGGCAGCCAGAAAGCUGAUGACUUCAGAAAUACACAAUACUGUAAAGAUCACACCUGAUUCCUCUGUAGCCUUACCAAGACUUCCUGAUCCUGGGGCAGGAGAUCACUUAAAAACGCAGAAGACUUCAAAACUUGUGCAUAGCGAGGUGGUGAAUUUGGAGAAUGAGACUAAACUGAGCCAGUACACGUUUUCUCUGCCCACAUGCCGCAUCAGUUCAUCAGUGGAGAAACUAAUGGAGCUGGCUUAUCAGACACUGUUGGAGGCUACAGCCAGCACAGAUCAGUGCUGUAUACAGCUCUUCUACUCCGUGCGGAAUAUAUUCCAGCUGUUUUAUGAUGUAGUGCCAACAUACCACAAAGAGAACCUUCAGAAACUGCCCCAGCUGGCAGCCAUUCAUCACAACAACUGCAUGUACAUUGCUCACCACUUGCUCACUCUGGGACACCAGUUCCGGUACCGCCUGACGAGCAUCCUGUGUGAUGGAACAGCUACUUUUGUAGAUAUGGUACCGGGUUUUAGGAGACUUGGGAUGGAGUGUUUUCUGGCCCAGAUGCGAGUGCAGAAAGGAGAAAUACUGGAGAGGCUGUCAAGUGCCAGGAAUUUUUCCAAUAUGGAUGAUGAGGAAAAUUACUGUGCAGCAAACAGAGCAAUAAGGCAGGUAUUGCACCAGUUGAAAAGACUGGGAAAAGUCUGGCAAGACGUCCUUCCUGUGAAUGUAUACUGCAAGGCUAUGGGGACUUUGCUGAACACAGCCCUCACAGAGAUUGUCACUAGGAUCACUGCCCUAGAGGACAUCUCUGCUGAGGAUGCAGAUAGGCUGUACUCCCUCUGCAGGACCAUGGUGGAAGAAGGGCCCCAAGUUUUCACCCCACUACCUGAAGAGGACAAAAAUAAGAAGUAUCAAGAGGAAGUUCCAGUCUAUGUGCAGAAAUGGAUGACAUUCAAAGAGCUGAUGAUCAUCCUGCAAGCCAACCUCCAGGAAAUAGUAGAUCAGUGGGCGGAUGGGAAAGGACCCCUUGCAGCUGAAUUCUCCCCAGCUGAAGUAAAGAGUCUGAUCCGAGCCUUGUUCCAGAACACAGAAAGGAGAGCAGCAGCACUGGCCAAAAUUAAAUAACGGUGGCAGAAUUACUCUUGGCUUUAUUUCUCAUGGAAAACACCUUAAAACAGACUGAGAAGUUUUUAGUCUCACUUUCCCAGCUGUGGAAGUCAGCUCAGCUCCUUUACUUUUUCACUGUGUAAGAGCUAGGUAGCUCUGGUACCUGCUGUCUUAUCUGCCAGUAUCUUUUCCUGUGCUUGCAGAAGUAGGAGAGAAAUGAAAAUAAAUAUAAUGAGGGAAUGAAAUGUAUAGUCACAGCAUUAUAUGUCACAUUACUAACAGAAGGCUGUGUUGGAUUGAUUUAGUUUAUGAUUUACCCUCUAUCAAGCCUUUUUACAGCAAUGCAUUUGUCACAUAUAGAUUUCCAGACUAAGCAAACCCCUUUCUCUUGAGUAUACCUAUCCUAGCUGAACAAAGGUUUCCUUUGGCAUUAUUUGAAUGAAGUUUACCAUUAUUGAUGUGUCAACAUCCAGCCUUUUCAGGGGCAUAGUGAGAAAAUAAAAGUGUAGUGGUGGUCCAGGGGCUGCUCUGCUCUUGUCACCAUUACUUUACUUGGCCUCUAUCACACUCACAGAGCCUCAUAAAAAUGGAUUUUGAAGCGAUUCAUUUGUUAUUAAGCGAAAUGGCUAAAGAGUACUAGGAAAAGGGGUGGAAAAAUUGUCUUGAUGCCCUGUUUCCCUAUUGUGCAGCUCCAAAAAUUAAAUCAGGCAAACAAGAAUUUAUCCAUACCAAGGCUGCAGAUAAUGAAUACCUGAGUCAGUGGGAGUAAGUGGGGGUGUUUACCUGUAGUCCUGGCUCCAGACUUGGGCUCCUAAGACCAUGCAAAGCAGGGGAAGCCACUGUGUUCUUUUCUUACUCUGGAAAGGCCCAUUUUUGUUUGAUGAGAAAUCUUUACUUUCAUUGGCUUCUGGGAGCACUUGUAAAAGGCCUGAAAAAAAUGCUGCAUAAGGGAUAUUUGUGUGUGUGUGUGUGUGUGUGUGUGUGUGUGUUAAGGAAAGCAUUAGUCGCCAUUACAUCAGAAAAAGUUCAGCUACUGAAAGUUCUUCAGUGCUAUUAAAAAGGGUAAAUUAAGUAUAUUUUUAGUAUGUAUUUUUAUUGUUAAUUCCAUGUAGUAAGCUAUUUCUGUCACUGUUCCACUGGCCUGCCAACAAAAAUAGACAGGUUGGUGUCCCUUCCAGAUGCUCUUGCGUUAGCAAACUGUUUUGCUGUUUUGACUUUGAGAAAGGUAUAGGUUUUAUUUUAACAGAAAAUUUCACCUAUAGCAUUUGUUAAAACAAAGCCCAGUGGCCAAGAUGUGCCAGGUGCUACACACAUGGAGCAAAAUAUUUCCUACCCCGUAGUGCUUACAACCCACUUUAAAAAGUUUUGAUGCCCAAGAGCUUAACAUUUUGAUCUGUGUUCUCUACCAUUGUAGCCUUUUCAUUUGCACUUUUGUCUGACUUCUGUUUGUACUCCCGAGUAUUUCUGUAGUACCUGGAUCACAGCUGGCUUUUGCAUCGCACCUGAGUCAUUGCAGAGCUGCACAGCAGUUCUGCCCGCUGGGCCAGCUGAGCACACCCGCAGCAGGGGCUGGGGAGACCCUUCCGUUCCUGGCUGUAACUCGCACAGGUUGGCAGUCAUGCAAGUCAUGACUGCCUGGGGGCAGUCAUGUUGCCCGUUAGGUUUAGUCCAACGUAUGGGAGUGCAGCAAGGAAGAGAGAUGUGAAAUCGGACUGCCACUUAAAACUCUUGCUUUUUUUUUUUUUUUUUCCCC